Phlebotomus papatasi is the source of this 1327-nucleotide messenger RNA. RefSeq names its product cathepsin L. Gene Ontology annotation, molecular function: cysteine-type endopeptidase activity. The transcript is spliced from 4 exons. Gene Ontology annotation, biological process: immune response. Lineage: Eukaryota; Metazoa; Arthropoda; Insecta; Diptera; Psychodidae. Bases 154 to 1176 code for a protein of 340 amino acids. Gene Ontology annotation, cellular component: lysosome. The record is from RefSeq and is a predicted model, not a curated record.
ACGCGUCCGUCGCUCAUAUCGCUCAGCGUUUACUCAUCGAAUUUUCAUCGAUUUUGACCAUAUAAAAAUUGCUCAAUUCAAUUAUUUGGCUCAGUCUGUUUCUGUCAUUUAAAGUGAGUGGAUGCUAUUUUUUCUAAGUAAAAGCGAAUAAUUAUGAAGUUUGUUGGAUUGAUCUUUGUUGCUAUAAUUGCAACAUCACAUGCUGUUUCCUUUUUUGAUUUGGCCCUCGAGGAGUGGAAGGCUUUCAAGGCGGAACAUAGCAAAAACUAUAGGGAUGUGCACGAGGACAAAAUGCGUUUUGAGAUUUUUAAAGACAACAAGCACAAAAUUGCGCGUCACAACCAGAGAUAUGAAGAAGGAAAGGUCACAUACAAACUUGGGUUGAAUAAAUACGCAGAUUUGCUGCAUCAUGAGUUCGUUGGGAAGAUGAAUGGCUUUAACAAGACGGCAUUCAACAACAGAAUUACUGAACAUCGAAUCGAAACAGGAGCUACAUUCAUUGAGCCAGCUAAUGUAGAAGUACCUGAGACAGUGGAUUGGCGAAAGAAGGGAGCUGUGACUGCUAUUAAGGAUCAAGGACACUGUGGUUCAUGUUGGGCGUUUUCGUCCACUGGAGCUCUUGAAGGUCAACACUUCCGAAAGUCCGGAGUGCUAGUCUCUUUGUCAGAGCAAAAUCUUAUUGAUUGUUCGGGAUCUUAUGGAAAUAAUGGGUGUAAUGGGGGUCUCAUGGAUUAUGCAUUCCAGUAUAUCAAAGACAAUGGUGGUAUUGACACAGAAAAAACCUAUGCUUAUGAAGGAAUAGAUGAUACUUGCCGGUAUAAUCCAAAGAAUCGUGGUGCUACGGAUAAAGGAUUUGUGGACAUUCCCACGGGAAAUGAGGAAAAGUUAAAGAAAGCUGUUGCUACUAUUGGCCCAGUAUCUGUGGCUAUUGAUGCCAGUCAUGAAUCCUUCCAAUUGUAUUCCAGUGGGGUUUACAACGAGCCUGAAUGCGAUAGUCAGCAACUCGACCAUGGAGUUCUUGUUGUUGGUUAUGGCACUGAUGAGGAUGGGCAGGAUUACUGGCUAGUUAAGAAUUCCUGGGGUUCAACUUGGGGCGAUAAUGGAUACGUAAAGAUGGCUAGGAAUGAAGAAAAUCAAUGUGGAAUUGCGACAGCUGCAUCCUAUCCACUCGUUUAAGGGUCAGUAUAUGUCCUCCAUAAGAUACAAUAAUUUAACCACUUCUUCAAUAAUUCAUAAAGUGAGUGAACAAUAUAAUGUCGUGUGUUUGUAAUAGAAAUCAAAAAUAUUUUGUUUUUAUACAUUAAAAAAAAUAAACGAGAGAAAAAUA